AAACCCAAGGGAAGGAGGGAGGUCCUCUAGGUGAGACCUAGAGCCAGGAGCCUAGCAGUCCAAGGACCCUCGAGGGGCAGCCAGCAGAGCCAGGGGACCAGCUGGAAUGGAGGUGGGUUCACAGGUCACAGUCGUCAGAAGCAGUCGGGUGGUGAUAAAUGAUGCCAUUAUCCCAGCAGAAGUUGUCAUCGCCAGUGGCCAAAUCGCUGAUAUUCUGCCCACUGGGACCAGAGUCCAGAGCCAGGGAGAGAAGGUGCUCGAUGUUGGGGACUUGGUGGUCAUGCCUGGCAUCAUAGACUCUCACGUGCACAUCAAUGAGCCAGGGCGCACAGCCUGGGAGGGAUUCCACUCGGCCACCAGGGCUGCAGCUGCUGGGGGCAUCACCACCCUGGUGGACAUGCCACUGAACUGCCAGCCUCCAACGACCACCUUGACCAAUUUCCACACCAAGCUCAGGGCAGCCAGAAGACAAUGCCAUGUGGACGUGGCCUUCUGGGGCGGGCUGAUCCCUGGGAAUACUGCUGAACUCAAACCCAUGAGGGAGGCUGGAGUGCCAGGAUUUAAGUGUUUCAUGAUUGACAGUGGAGUGGAGGAAUUCCCCCAUGUCAGCCUCAAGGAUUUGCACAUGGCGAUGAGGAAACUGCAGGGAACAGACAGCGUCCUUCUGUUUCACGCAGAGGAAGAACUAGAUUUGGACAAAUCUGUCGUUGGAGAACCCUCUGAGUACAGCACGUUCUUAGCAUCCCGCCCAGACGCUAUGGAGGUCAAGGCCAUCCGGACCAUCUGUGAGCUCUGUCUACAGUACAAGGUGAGAUGCCAUAUUGUUCACCUCUCAAGUGCUCAAGCUGUGCCAAUCAUCCGGGAGGCGAGGAGGAAGGGUGCACCCCUCACCGUAGAGACCACCCAUCACUAUCUCUCCUUGGAUGCUAAGUAUGUGCCCCCUGGAGGCACCCAGUACAAGUGCUGUCCCCCCAUCAGGAGCAAGAAGAAUCAGGAUCAGCUCUGGAUAGCCUUACAGGAGGGUGACAUUGACCUGGUCAUCUCAGACCACUCGCCCUGCACCGAAGACCUGAAGCAUUUAGAAAAUGGUGACUUCCUCCAGGCAUGGGGCGGCAUCUCCUCCUUGCAGUUAGGACUCCCACUUUUCUGGACCUCAGCACGACUCAGAGGGUUUUCUCUUCAUGACGUGGUCAAACUCAUGUGCCAGAAUCCAGCCAAACUGAGUGGACUUGAAGAGCAGAAGGGGUCCUUAAGUCCAGGACAAGAUGCCGACCUGGUGAUCUGGGAUCCAGAUAAGGAGUUUGAGGUCAAUGAAAAAAUGAUUCAGCACAAAAACAAGCUGACACCCUAUCUAGGCUUUCACCUUCAUGGAGAGGUUUUUGCUAGCAUUGUCCGUGGCAACCUGGUCUAUCUGAAUGGGGAGUUCUCACCGACACCACUCGGAAAUCUGCUUCUGGUGCAAAAGAACACAGCCAGGAAAAAUCGCAUCUCCUCCUUCUAGCUGUUUUCAAGGCUCAGCUUGGAGGCCACCUCCUACAGGAAGCCUUUCCUGAUGCCUCCAGCCUCAUCUCUGCCCCAGCUAAUGAUUUGGUACUUACUUUGUACGUAUUUUGAACUUAUCUAUGUGAGUGUUAGUCCUCACUCCUCACCCCCCAGGAGAAUAAGCUCCCUGAGAACAAACACUGUUUCAUUUUUUCUUUGUAUCAUCUAUGCUUGAUACACUGUGGCGAUUAAUAAAUGCUCACUGAAUUGGGUUGGAUAGAA
Molecule: messenger RNA, 1764 nt
Organism: Vombatus ursinus (common wombat)
Lineage: Eukaryota; Metazoa; Chordata; Mammalia; Diprotodontia; Vombatidae
Product: allantoinase, mitochondrial-like
Exons: 12
Coding region: 107-1501 (464 amino acids)
Biological process (GO): purine nucleobase catabolic process; allantoin catabolic process
Cellular component (GO): cytoplasm
Molecular function (GO): zinc ion binding; cobalt ion binding; allantoinase activity
Source: RefSeq, a predicted model, not a curated record